This is a messenger RNA of Linderina pennispora, 792 nucleotides long. RefSeq lists its product as uncharacterized. The record is from RefSeq and is a predicted model, not a curated record. The transcript has a single exon. NCBI's taxonomy places the organism in Eukaryota, Fungi, Kickxellomycota, Kickxellomycetes, Kickxellales, Kickxellaceae. Bases 90 to 347 code for a protein of 85 amino acids.
CCGAGCGCCCUCCUCCUCACAACCCCUUACACUCCUCCACCGGGUCUCCAUAGCAAAGCCCCAGCCUCACUAGCCUUGCGGUUUAUCCUAUGGCUCUGCUCGGACGCCAGCAGCAGGUAGGUUUCUGUUCCCAAUUGCUAUCUCUGCCAGUUCCUGAGGCGCAAUGGCCGACGCUGUCCAUUGCAUCAGUUGAUUUAUUUGCACUGCACACUCUAUCCAUUCAAAAUGGACCCCUCUGCCUAUCAGCAAAGAUUAAAGGCGAGGAGCUGGACACAAACACCAUUGUCUGUGCGGAGAGGGAGCCACUCUUGUGCGCAUGGUCUAACCGCAAAUUAGUAGUGCGCUAGGUUGGAAUGGCAGGCGCAGCACUUUGCUACUGUCUCUGUCCCACCUUGGUACCCAGAAACAGCUACAAAACGAUCGCAUUGUCUCAAGCUAAAAACCUAUUCUUACGUCUUUGUUUGUAGAUAACCGAGCAGCUCAGAUUGAAAUGCACUUGUCAUAAUGGACUGGCUGGCGACUGCCACCUGCGCUCGUUUGGCCUGUUUAUCGCCAAUGCGCAAAACGAGAUCCAGCAUGCCGACCACGAUGCCAUUGAGGUUCUGCGUGGACCAGCCGAAGAGUGGGAUGCCGGGCGGAUGGUACGGCUGCGCGACACGGCAUGUUCAGGCGCACUGUCCAAGUACUGGACGAUCAUCGAGUUUAUGACCGUGGGCGAGGAAUCGCCGACCACCGCAGAAAACAACCAUCACUAUGUGGUCGUUGAGCGCAGCGAGGAUAGCUCUGUCAGAU